CAUUUGAGAAACCACAUUUUUCUUUGUUUCAUUGGAAAGCGUGUGAAAAUCUUUAAGAUUUAUAAAUAAUCUCAUUCUUAUUUCUAUUUUUCUUUUGUUUUCUUCUAAAUUCUUAAAAUAAGAAUAAAUUAACUCUGUUCAAAUUGUUAUUAUAUAAUCAUGGAGGUGAGUUAUGGUAUUGGAGUGAAGAAUAGAUAUGCUCUAUUCAUGGCUGAUGAAAAUGUCGACCCAUUGGAUUUAAUAUCUAAACCAUUGAAAAAUUUAGAUUCUUCUAAAGGUUCACCCUCAGUAAAUGAAACCAAUAAGGUUAACUCAUCUGAAUCAUUUUCUACCUCCAAUGCUCCUGUUAAAGAUAAUCAGGUUUCCCUAGCAAAAGGUAAAAGUGUUAAAAAGGUUACUUCUGAUUCCAAUGAUAACCAGGAAACCAAAGGAUCAUCUAAUGCUGCAAAAGAAAGGUCUAGUAAUACUGGUAAAGAAAGAUCUAAUAAUGCUGGUCAAAGUAGAGAUCUUGUAAAUGGUGAACGUGCUUCUGGCAAUCGUGAUCGUGAUCAAAGAAAUAGAACUGAUCGUGGUCGUGGAGGUCGUGGAGGUCGACCUGGUGGUCGAGGUGGUUUUCAAGAUGGUGGAGGACGUGAGCAUGAUGAUAAUGGUGGACGUCGAUUCAAUCGUGACCAGAAUCGAGACAAAGAGAAUCGAUCUGACUAUGAAGGACGUGGUGAAAGAAGAGAAGGCCGUGGUCGAUUUGAUUUCAAUCGUUCUGAACGAAGAAAUCGAGACGAUGGCGGCAAUCAUGCGGGUCGUGACAAUAGAGAACACAGAGAACAUAGAGAACCCAGGGAACCCAGAGAACCAAGAGAACCGAGAGAACCAAGACGUGAUUUUGUUAAAGAUUCGGCUGCUGAUUCUAGUAAAGAUGCAUGGGAAUCAAAUGAAUGGAGUACAGAUGCUUGGGGAACUACUGAAGCAUUUGGAGACUCAACUGACAAAAGACCUCGAGACCGAGAAAGUGGUGGAGAAGGCAGAGGUUCCAGAGGAAGAGGUGAAGGCCGUGGACGAGGUGGAUUCAGAGGUCGAGGACGAGGACGGGGUGGCUUUGAUAAUCGAGGUAAACGAGAAUAUGAUCGACACUCAGGGUCCGAUAAAUCAGGAAUCAAACCAACGGAAAAACGUGAAGGCGCCGGAUCAUUCAACUGGGGACCUGCUGUUGAUAAUUGGGGUCAAGAACCAGAGGCACAAACUAAUCCUGAAGAAACACAAGAAAACCAAGAAGACAAAAGUAAAAUCGGCGAUUGGAACACAGGGGGUGAUGAAGCCUCUAAGGAAGAAGUUAAAACUGACGAUGAAGCAACUAAAGUUGAAAUAAGUUACGAUGAAUGGAAAAAACAGGAAGAAGAGAAAAGAUUAGUCCCAAAAUGGAACAUUCGAAAACCAGGUGAAGGUGAGGAGAAUAAUCCUGAAUUCAAAAAAGGUUAUGUGCUCAAGAAAAAAGACGAUGACAAUGCCGAUGACGAUGAAUACGAAGAAAUUGAAGUGGAAAUAAGGCAUGGAAGAGAAAAGAAAUUGUUAGACAUUGAAAUUAAUUUCAAGGAUGAAAAUCGAGACAUGAGAAGAGGCAGAGGUCGAGGUGGUCCAAGAGGUGGAAGAGGUGGACCUGGAGGACGAGGUGGAGGCGGCGGUCGUGGUGAAAGAGAUGGUGAUCGCUCUGACCGACGCAGGGGAAGAGAAGCUUCAAAACAAUCAGCACCGAAAGUUGAUGAUAUGGAAGCUUUCCCAUCAUUAAAUGCUUAAGAAAAUUAUUCAAAUUGAUAAUUAAGCUUUCUCCUAAUUAACACACACACACCACACACAAACACACUCUCAAGUUGACACUUGAUUUUCUUCUCUAAUUUAUCCUUAGACUUUGAUUAUCGCGAUUGAUUCGGUUGUAAGAAAAGCUUUAACAUGUUUCAUAUCCAAUCGAAAACCAGCUCAAUUAAAAAAGUUAAUUGUCUCAAUUUUCA
Messenger RNA from Panonychus citri (citrus red mite), 2000 nucleotides. RefSeq names its product plasminogen activator inhibitor 1 RNA-binding protein-like. The record is from RefSeq and is a predicted model, not a curated record. Lineage: Eukaryota; Metazoa; Arthropoda; Arachnida; Trombidiformes; Tetranychidae. Bases 160 to 1788 code for a protein of 542 amino acids. Gene Ontology annotation, cellular component: cytoplasm; nucleus. The transcript has 2 exons. Gene Ontology annotation, molecular function: RNA binding.